Molecule: messenger RNA, 1103 nt
Organism: Hydra vulgaris (swiftwater hydra)
Lineage: Eukaryota; Metazoa; Cnidaria; Hydrozoa; Anthoathecata; Hydridae
Source: RefSeq, a predicted model, not a curated record
ACUAUGCACAUCUAGAAAGCUUAAAACGCGUGAACUUUUCUUUAAAAGAUUGUUUUGCUUAUUCGUAAUUUUAUAGUAAUUUUUUUUUAAUUUAAUAUUUUAGUUUAAUGUUCGCUUCUUUAACGAAGAUAUUUCCGACAAUGUUUUUCGAGAGCAGUAUCGAGUCCCAAGACCGGUGUUAGAUUUUUUAGAAAUAAAACUCAAAAAUGAUUUGCAGCGUUAUUCAAGGCGAAAUCAAAGCAUUUCAGUACGUCACCAAAUUAUGAUAUUUCUUCAUUUUUUUGGCACAAAUGUUUUUUUUCAUGUUCUCAGAUACUGCCAUGAAAUUUCUACCAACACAAUUUAUCGUAUUAUUCACAGGGUCAAAGGAGCCAUUUUUAAUAUUCGACAAGAGAUCAUAAAAUGGCCCAAUGAUUGCGCAACUCUUCCACAAAAGUUUAUGGAAAUUGGAGGUUUUCCUUGCGUAUGUGGUGUUCUAGAUGGCUCUCAUAUAAUCCUAUCUAACCCUCCUAACGAUAACGAAGAUUCUUUAAUUAAUCGCCAACAUGUUCAUAGCAUAAAUGCAAUUGCAGUAAGUGGACCCGACACAUACAUAUACUAUGCUUCGACGAACAGUCCAGGAAGAUGGCAUGAUGCACAUGUUAUAAAAAAUUCUAAUCUUUGGAACAAAUUCGAAAAUGGAGAGCUUCCUUUUAAUGGUGCUGUGAUUUUGGCGGACUCAGCUAAUUCCACCUUUUCCCGGUGAUCCAGACAGUGCACAAAAACGUUUCAACAUUGCGCAUAGGAAAACCAAAAGCAUAAUUGAGCGUUGUUUUGGUAUUGUCAAAAACAGGUUCUAUGCUUUGAAAACAGGAAUUCGCUUGCAUAAGGUUGAAGAUGCCUCUAAGCUCAUUAUGUGUGGAUUUGUUAUCCAUAAUCUAUGUCUUCGAUAUCGAGAUAACGGUAAUGAUUUUGAAAAAGGCGACAAAGAACAAGCUUCUGAAAAUCUAACUCAAGCAGAUCAAAAUGAUGGAGCUUUUAUUAGACGAAAUCAACUUCUUAAUAACUUUACUUAAAAUAAAUGAAUAAAGAAACUUUUAAUAAAGUUAUUACCGUUAUCUCCA